Messenger RNA from Egretta garzetta (little egret), 4455 nucleotides. RefSeq names its product OTU deubiquitinase 4 (gene OTUD4). Gene Ontology annotation, molecular function: K63-linked deubiquitinase activity; cysteine-type deubiquitinase activity. Gene Ontology annotation, biological process: regulation of protein K48-linked deubiquitination; protein deubiquitination; negative regulation of interleukin-1-mediated signaling pathway. The transcript has 22 exons. The record is from RefSeq and is a predicted model, not a curated record. Bases 387 to 3809 code for a protein of 1140 amino acids. NCBI's taxonomy places the organism in Eukaryota, Metazoa, Chordata, Aves, Pelecaniformes, Ardeidae.
GGGCGGGCGGCGCGCCGGGGCUGCGGGAGCCGCCGGGAAUCGCCGCCCCGAGGGAGAAGAGGGACCGGGACCCCGCCGGAGAGGUGUCCAGGAGCCGCCGCCCGGCCCGCUAGAGAAGCCUAGGAGCCACGUUUUUUAUGGAGCUGGAAGUCCAGACUGCGGAGUAAAACUUUGCGGUUUCUCUCCGCGAUCCCCACAUGCAAGUUGAUACCGUGAGACCGGCUGCUUUUCUUACUGCUGCUACCUCGGGCGCUGAGGGGCCGGCCCUCUCCUCCCCCACCUGCUGCUGUUCCCUUCAGCCGGGCCCUAGAGCUGCUCAGUGGCUUUACCUGGCCAUGUGGGGCUAGGAGAGCUGCAGCGGUUCUCCACAGCGUGAAGCGGUAAACAUGGAGGCGGCGGGCAAACCCGACGGCGGGGAGCAGAGUCAUCAAAGUAGCGGCAUGGACGCCCCCGGGGACGCUUCUAUGGACUGCUACUUGCGAUCUCAGGGCUUGUACAGAAAGAGAGUUGCCAAGGAUGGAUCCUGUCUUUUCAGGGCUGUGGCCGAGCAGGUGUUACACUCUCAGUCUCGGCACAUUGAUGUUCGGAUGGCUUGUGUAGAGUAUCUUCGGAAAAAUAGGGAGAAAUUUGAAGCAUUCAUAGAGGGGCCAUUUGAAGAUUAUUUAAAAUGUUUGGAAAAUCCACAGGAAUGGGUUGGACAAGUAGAAAUAAGUGCCCUUUCUCUUAUGUACAAGAAAGAUUUCAUAAUAUACCGGGAACCAAAUGCUUCUCCAUCACAUGUAACUGAAAAUGGCUUUUCUGAUAAGGUAUUGCUGUGCUUCUCAAAUGGAAACCACUAUGAUAUUGUUUAUCCCAUAGAGUAUUCAGAAAAGGCUGCUCUGUGCCAGUCUCUGCUGUAUGAGUUGCUGUAUGAGAAAGUAUUUGAUACAGAUGUAAAGAAAAUCAUAGCAGAACUUAGUGCUGUUGGUGUGACAGAGGAAAGUAACGGUAGCAGUGAAGUGUCUGCUUCAGAUUCAGAAGAUGACAAUUACAGAAGUAAAGCUACAACAGUUAGUGAUAUGAAUGGAUUGAAGUCUCUUUCUGGCAACAAGCAUGUCAAGAGCAAUGGGAAUCCUACCUUAUUGGUCUUACCUAGAAAAGUUCUUAAAUCACUCAAUCCAUCAGUUUACAGGAAUGUUGAAUAUGAUGUUUGGCUCCAAUCCAAAUGGGAUCAGCAAAAACAAGAUUUUUCUAUUGCUGCUGGCAUGCAAUACUCAGUUGGAGAUAAAUGUAAAGUGCGCUUAGACCAUAAUGGGAAGUUUUAUAAUGCCCAUAUUCAAGAAGUUUGCUCAGAGAAUGGGCCAGUUGUUGUAUUUGUAGAAGAGCUUGGAGCAAAGCAUGCUGUCUCACUGAAGAGCCUUAAACCUCUUCCACAGGCCUCUCCUAUGGAGGGCUGGAACACUGUGCCAGGGAAGAAGAUAAAAAAGUUUUUCCCAACAUGGGGGCAGAAUGCUCAGCCUGAUGCAGAUUGCAGAGGGCCAAAGAAUCAGAGCAAGUCAAUAAAACCCCAGUCAGCACUACCUCCUCGACUUCAGCAUACUGCGGGAACCAGGCAGCAUCAGUUCUUAUGUUCUGGACCCCAACCUCAUCAGACCUCAACUGAGCAAAAAGCUCCAGGCAGGAAUCCUUCUCAGACUGUAAGAGAAAGAAAACCAGACCGGGAGAGAACCGAGGAUCUGAACCAUGGCAGCAGAGAUUGUAACUACUUUGGCCUGUCGCCGGAAGAACGCAGGGAAAAACAGGCUAUAGAAGAAUCUCGUUCACUUUAUGAGAUCCAGCAGAGGGAUGAACAAGCUUUUCCUGCUCUUUCCAACAAUCAGUCGGUCUGUCAGGCUGCUACACAGACUGUGGAUAAUUUAAACCAGAAAAAGUUCUCAAAUAAUGAGAGAAAAAACAGCAAGUGGACAGCAGAGGCGGCUAGCAGAAAGGAUAAAGAGUCAAAUUCCAGGCAGAUCCACUUAAGUCAGAAGCUUGAGCCAAAUUCAUCUGAGAAGAAUAGUCAAGAUGAGAGUUAUCCAAAAGCUUCAUCUCCUUUGGAACAAGUAAAAACAGAUUCUCCAAUUCUUGCUGAGCAAAACCUGGCAGAAUGCUUACCAAGUGUAACUCCAACACCCUCACCAGUCUUUCCUGAGGUGCAUUUACCUCCAGCAGUGCCUUCUGUACCAGCCAUUGUGCCAGCUUGGCCAAGUGAGCCAACAACCUAUGGACCAGCAGGUAUCCCAGCCCAAAUACCUGCUUCUUCAUUGAUGCCAGCCCCAGCAACGGGACCUGACUCUAUUGUAUCACAGGCUCAGGUAACAUCUGCUCCAGUUGCUGGAGUCUCCGUGUCACUACAAGCGGUUAACCAGCCUUUAAUGCCUUUGCCUCAGACUCUGAAUCCGUAUCAGGAUCCGCUAUACCCUGGAUUCCCUUUUAGUGAAAAGGGAGAAAGAGCUGUUGCACCCUCUUACUCCCUGUGCAAUACUGGGGAAGACUUACCUAAAGAUAAGAAUAUCCUUAGAUUUUUCUUCAAUCUUGGUGUGAAGGCAUACUGUUGUCCCAUGUGGGCACCCCAUUCUUACUUGUACCCCCUGCACCAGGCCUAUUUAGCUGCUUGUAGAAUGUACCCAAAUGUGUCCCUUCCUGUGUAUCCACACAACCCCUGGUUCCAGGAGGCUCCGCCGACUCAGAAUGAAAACGAAACUGCACGAGCAAACAGGCACUUCCCUGUUCCAAGUGAGGCCAGAUCCAAUGGUCAGAUUCCACAGGCUGACAGCAGAUCUCCAUCGCUGCCUCUGAUCAUACCUACAGCUCAGGUGUCAGAAAGUCAAGGACAGGUCUGCGUAGAGUCGGAGAAUCCAGUGCAAGCUCUUCACGCAAACUAUGAGGAGUCCCUGAGAGGGAAAAAUAUGUUCCCACAGCCGCCCUUUGGACACAAUCACUUUCUAGGAGCUGUUCCAAUAGCACCUCCUUUCUUUCCUCACUUCUGGUAUGGGUACCCAGUUCAGGGUUUCAUUGAAAGUUCAGUAGCAAGACCUAACGUUGUGCUGUCGCCCGAGGACAAAGAGGCAACAGCCAGCACCUCUGCGAACGUGUAUGCGGCUAAGGAGUGCAGCCCUCCGGUUCCCGUAAUGAACUCUGCAGAACAGCUUCCCAAGAUGAGCAGCAGCGGCGGCUCGAACGCCGUCCCGUUCCCUGUGGCUGGUGCAAGCGGUGAAUGCAGUGCCCCGACAGAAACUUCAGCCAGGGCACCCCAGCUGGAGCAAACUUGUCCUUCGGCUUCUCCUGCCAGGCAAAAACCAGCUGGGCAGCAAAACCGAUCUCCGCAAACACAGGGGACUGAGAGGCAGACAGCAGUGCCCACCGCUCCGCCGCUGUUGGCAGAACUGCCGAAAAAUGAACUGAAAAACAGUGUUCCCAGUCGUAAGGAGAAGACUGAUAAAGGUAGAGAUUGCAAGGGCGCUGGUAACCCGCAGGUGGAAAGCAGGGCGCAGAGAACGAGGGAAGAGAGCUCCGAAGAUGAGAGUGAGGUCUCCGACAUGCUGAGAAGUGGUAGAUCCAAGCAAUUUUAUAACCAGACUUACGGAGGAGGCAGAAGGCCUAGGCUGGAGUGGGGCUAUUCCAGUAGGGGAGGGUACCAGUUCCAAAGAAACGAGGAGGCCUGGAAAGGAGCACCCGGCCGAAGCAGAGACGAGGGCUACCAGUACCAGCGAAACUUUAGAGGGAGGCCGUAUAGGAAUGACAGGAGAAGGGCAACACUGGGAGAGAAUCAGAGGGGGCAUCAAGCGUAGAAUGAACGGAUAAUUGAAAAUUCUAAAAUGCAAAAAGUAAUUUGAAGUAGCAGUUUAAAAUCUUAAUCUUUCUUUUUAGUAAAAAGUUCAAGGAUACGUUUAACUGUCAGCGAGUAAAGACUAGGGAGGAUGUGAACUCCUACCAUACGGUUUUUUUUGGGAUUAUAGAGUUUGUUUGGCUUAGCGUUUUUUCCUCAAUGUCAAAUUAGAAAAAAAAAAACCAAUAUAGGUUUAGUGUUUGGUAAUUUCCACCCCCCCACCCCCAAGGUUUGAGUUUGUGAUAGAGGAUGGAUACGUACGUUUACUGGAGUGACAGAUUAUAGCAUUUGAUGUGGUCUGGAUUCUAAAACUGAUGGUAACAUUGCACCAAAUAUAAAUGUAUAUUUUAUCAUACAAUGCCUUAGUUCUGAACUGAGCUAAAGGAAUUCUCAGCCUACUGCACUGUUGUCUUUGAUAUGCUUCCAACCCAAAGGCCUUUCAUCUCAAAAAGAAGAAGAAAAAAAAAAAAAAAAAAAUCUGUCAAACUUGAAUGUUUCUCUUCAGUGUGUGACAUGUAUGGCAGCCAGCUAACCCUGUGUCUUAGGUAUGUUGUAUAUAGUUCUUUUCAUAUUCAUAGGGUAUAUUUUUGAAUUUUAAAAAGCAUUUA